Molecule: messenger RNA, 1257 nt
Organism: Carcharodon carcharias (great white shark)
Lineage: Eukaryota; Metazoa; Chordata; Chondrichthyes; Lamniformes; Lamnidae
Product: collagen alpha-1(XXV) chain
Exons: 24
Coding region: 1-1257 (418 amino acids)
Source: RefSeq, a predicted model, not a curated record
AUGGCGUUUCCUUACCCAAGAGUCAAUCAUGGGUUCCUGUCGGCUGAUCAGCAGUUUAUUAAGCGACGUCUCAUGAAGGGUGAUCAAGGUCAAGCUGGGCCACCUGGACCACCAGGGCCUCCUGGUCCUCCAGGCCCACGUGGUCCUCCAGGUGACACAGGAAAGGAUGGUCCUCGAGGAAUGCCAGGAGCACCUGGGGAAACAGGAUCAAGAGGUGAAACUGGAUUAACGGGACCCCAGGGGCCACCAGGACAAAAGGGCUCCAUAGGAGUCACUGGUGUUCCUGGCUUCCAAGGAGAAAAGGGCGAAUCUGGGAAGGAUGGUGAUCCAGGCCCCAAGGGUGAGAUUGGAGGUCACGGUGAUAAGGGUGAUGUUGGGAAGCCAGGACUGAAAGGUGACAAAGGAGGAAAGGGUGACCCUGGAUCAUCAGCUGCUGGAAUAAAGGGUGAACCAGGUCAACCUGGGCAUCAGGGACAAAAGGGUGAACCAGGUCUUCCUGGGCUUCCUGGACUCCCGGGGAUAAAGGGUGAACCAGGAUUUUGGGGACCUCAGGGAGAACCUGGGUUGCCUGGGUUACCAGGAACGAAGGGAGAGAAAGGAGAUGGAGGGCCACCAGGAAGAGGUGAAAUAGGCCUGCCUGGACCUUCAGGCCCAAAGGGUGAGCCAGGUGAACUAGGGAUGCCAGGCCGCUAUGGGGUAAAGGGUGAACGUGGAGACCAUGGGGAUUCAGGGCCUAUGGGACCCAGAGGUCCACCUGGACAGAAAGGAGAACAAGGGGUAACAGAGAUAAUAGACUACAACGGCAAUAUCCAUCAAGCACUACAGGGACCACCAGGGCCUCAAGGAUCUCCAGGAAUGCCAGGACCAAAGGGAGACAUUGGUAAUCCUGGACUUCCUGGAGCUGAGGGAACACAGGGCCCUAAAGGUUCAAAAGGUGACAUUGGUAUUCCAGGAGAUAAAGGAAGCAUAGGAUUACCCGGAUUACCUGGUGUUAAUGGAGAAAAGGGAGAAAAAGGAGAGAAAGGAGAUCAUGGGUUAUCUGGUCCAAAAGGCACUUCAGUUGUAGGACCCCCAGGACCUACUGGCUCACAAGGUCCACCAGGUCCAAUGGGGCCACAUGGACUUCCAGGACCUAAGGGUGCAUCUGGCUUAGAUGGACAGCCAGGACUGCGGACGAGACAAGUCUUUUCGUUUAUCAAUAUUUUGAAGGAAUGUUCACCACAGUUAAUUGUUUUCUUUGUGUUCAAAGGGUACUGA